UUUAGAUUUUUAGGGAGUAAACUUAAAAAUUUAUCCUUUAAAAUGCAAAUUUCAAUAUUACCAAUUUUACCCAUCGUCCUUACAUCGCGGGAAAUUGCACUUAGCUGGUUGCUAUGGGAAGGAGGGGGAGGUUGUAUGGCCGGUUCUUAACAUAAACACGUUCAGGCAUGCUUUGCAGUGGCAACUACCUGCCCUCCGGCUGGAAUUGUAUUGUUGUAUUCCCAUUUUUUCCGGGGGAAAAUGCAAUUUCAGUCAGCAACUUCUCAACUAGGACUUGCAAUUCCCCAACUGAUGAAUGGCCACUUUGCAACCGACGAUGUGUUUAUGGUGCCUUGGAAGUUGUCCAGAGACGGUGAUGAUGAUGUGUCUGUCGCACACAUUCAGUUCAACUUGGAUACAGCUUCUCUGGGACAGACCGAUUAUUCGAAAUGCGAAAGGAAGGGCGUAGUGGAUGGUGAAAACGAAGAUGGUGAAAAUUCGGUCCGUCGAGGUCGACCUCGAGCAGACAGUAUUUCGUCUCUUAUUUUGGAAGGUUACUCCUCUCACAGUGACAUACGAUGUCAGCUAUGUUGGCGAGUGUUUCCCAGGGAGAAGUCUCUCCAAGCUCAUCUCAGAACUCAUACUGGCGAAAAACCAUACCAAUGUGAAUACCCAGGUUGUAACAAAGCAUUUUGUCAGAGUGGUCAGCUUCGGACUCACUUGAGACGUCACACAGGGGAAAAACCUUUUCGUUGUACAGUUUCAGGUUGUAAAAGCGAGUUUGCCCAUUCUAAUCGCCAAUGUCCUCUCCAUCCUUAUGCUUCUUUGGAAAGAGUGUACAUGCCAACCAAAAUCUCCAGCCAUUCACCACAUGUGUCUAAGAGAACUACUCAUAUAGAAACAAGAAGGAAAAGUAGGAAGAUGAACAGCUCAACUCUCACAGCUAACUUAAACCAUCCAUUAUCAUCUCGAGAAGAUUAUUGUCUGAACAAUUGCAAAGUUGAAGGGAACAGACUUUCAAGGGAGCAGAAAGACAAAUUCAUUUCAGCAUUGGCCCUUGUUGAAUUAGCCCAAGGAUUCUUGAAGCAUGACACUAAUAAUAACCACAUGUGAUCAACGUAGUGUCUUCAGGUUUCCCAGCAUAAUAUUUACAUGGUUAUGUGCUUCAAGAUCCACUGUUCCAGAACGAGAAUUUCAAGUUCUCUCGAAAUUUUAUAGUUUUUUUUUUAUCCUUUCAAUAUUCAAUUGUAAAAUU
Octopus sinensis (East Asian common octopus) is the source of this 1234-nucleotide messenger RNA. Its product is annotated as zinc finger protein 367. Gene Ontology annotation, cellular component: nucleus. Gene Ontology annotation, biological process: central nervous system development; regulation of transcription by RNA polymerase II. The record is from RefSeq and is a predicted model, not a curated record. The coding region runs from base 241 to 1092 and encodes 283 amino acids. The transcript is spliced from 4 exons. NCBI's taxonomy places the organism in Eukaryota, Metazoa, Mollusca, Cephalopoda, Octopoda, Octopodidae. Gene Ontology annotation, molecular function: DNA-binding transcription factor activity, RNA polymerase II-specific; RNA polymerase II cis-regulatory region sequence-specific DNA binding.